This is a messenger RNA of Diaporthe citri, 987 nucleotides long. RefSeq lists its product as uncharacterized. NCBI's taxonomy places the organism in Eukaryota, Fungi, Ascomycota, Sordariomycetes, Diaporthales, Diaporthaceae. The transcript is spliced from 4 exons. The record is from RefSeq and is a predicted model, not a curated record. Gene Ontology annotation, cellular component: Cdc73/Paf1 complex. Bases 1 to 987 code for a protein of 328 amino acids. Gene Ontology annotation, molecular function: protein binding.
AUGUCCAAGCAGUACCUCACCACCCAUACGGUGGACAAUGCCCACACCACCGACAUAUUCACCCUAGCGGCAACACCCACUGUCCUCUUCUCUGCCAGCGGUUCCUCCACGAUCAACGUUCACCGAAUCAACGACGCCUCGGGGACCUUCCCCAUCUCCCAGUCCCUAUCGGCACACAAGCUCGGCUGCCACCAUGUCGCAACCGCCCCCCGCGGCUCAAAUGGCACUGUAGCUGCGUCCGUCGGCUUUGGCGGCGACAUCAAAAUAUGGCGGUCAAACCCUGACAGCGGCGACUUCUCGCUCGACUACGAAAUCACGCCAUCCGAGGCGAAGACCAAGGGUGUCGGUGAUUCUUGGGCUGUUGCACUCAGCUCUGACGAGAACUACAUGGCGUGCACAACCCACGAUGGAAAGAUACACGUGUGGGACCUGCGGUCCAAGAGCGUCGUGCAGACCUAUGAGACGGGAGGCAGCGGGAACGGCAGCUUUGGUCUGUCCGUGGACUUGAGCGCUGACGGGCACCUCACGGCGAGUGGGCACCAGAAUGGAUCGGUCUACGUGUUCAACAACGACGCGGGACAUCUGAAAUACUCGCUUUCUGGUCUCGCAAAGCCCGUGAGAGCGGUCGCCUUCUCGCCUGGAAACACUCGUCUCGCGGCGGCAGGCGAUGCAGGCAUCAUCGCCAUCUACGACGUCACGACCGGAGAGCACGUGGGCAUCCUGAACAGCGGCGGCUCGUCAUCGGCGUGGAUCACCUCCCUGGACUGGUCGGACACGGGCGAGUAUCUGCUCUCCGGAUCUACGGACGGCAAGGUCAAGGUGUGGUCGAUAGAUCGCGGUGCUUGUGUAGCGACGCACAGCGAGACGGACAAGAUUCUGUGGAGCGUGCGAUGGUUGCCAAAGGCGGCGGCCCAUCGUGGAGAGAUGUUCUGCACAGCGGGUGCGAACCGGAGCCUGACGUUCUACCGUGAGGGUGGCAAGGUCUGA